AUGGAUCGUUAUGAGUUUGCGAAUGACUGGUUUGUGAGAGGUCAAAAGGAGUUGCUAAAGACUGUAAUCAGGAGGAAGAAUGUUCAGAGUGAGCAUCAGAGCAAAGCUACAGCUGCUCCUACUCAGGGAAAGUAUGAGAAGAGAGGAGCGAAGAUUUUGGAGGAAUUUACUGAUGAUGGAGAAACAAACUCGAAUGGUCUUCCUUUAGUAACAUACCAAAAGCCACAAUCAGAGGGAACAACAACAAAGUCAAGCUCGAAUGACAUAAAUGAUUUCUUGAGUAACGCUGACAUGUUGAAGUUCUGCUUGGAUGAGAAGAGUGUGCCAUUGAUCAUACCUGAUUUGUAUGAUGAUGGGGCUUGGGAAAAGCUUUUGUUGUUGAGCCCUUCAAAGAAGAAGAAGAAUGUGCAGGAGAAGAAUGUGAAGAAGGGAAAAGAUGAUGUGACAUUGGAGGAGAAGGAUGAUGAAAAUGGAGGAAGAAUGGAACUAGACAAGAGUAUUGCACUCGAGCUGAUAGAAGAAGAAAUGGAGAAAGCAGAUGAUUAUGAUAUUGGACAGCUUACUCCAGAGAGGUCUAGGAAUCUUGAGAUUCUUACACAGCAUAUGAGAUUGCUGGCUUCAGAUUAG
Eruca vesicaria subsp. sativa (arugula) is the source of this 627-nucleotide messenger RNA. The record is from the annotation of a GenBank genome assembly. NCBI's taxonomy places the organism in Eukaryota, Viridiplantae, Streptophyta, Magnoliopsida, Brassicales, Brassicaceae.